AUGUCACAUAAUUUAAUUAAAAAUAUGGAAAUUAAUAAAAAAGACAACAAAUUCCCAUAUUGUGUUGUGUUUGCAUAUCUCCCAUGUGUAUCUACUUUUAUUCCAAUAGUUGGCCACGUUGGAAUAUGCACUUCAUCAGGAUUAGUUCAUGACUUUUCAGGGUCAUAUAGUAUCUCUGUUGAUAAUAUGGAAUUCAGCGAUCCUAUGAAAUACUGGAAACUUGAUAAAAAUAAAUUGCCAUUGGCAAUUACUGACAAACUAUAUGAUGACGCUAUUUAUAAAGCAGAUGAAGUUUUCUCCAAGAGGAAGCAUAACUUAUUCCUAAAUAAUUGCCAUCAUCAUGUAGCAAUGGUUUUAAAUAAUAUAAAAUACAAAGGAAGAUCUGAUUGGACACCAUUUAAAAUAUUCUUAAAUUUAAUAUUUCAUGGCCGUUUUGUUUCAUGGAAGUAUCUUUUUGUGUUGUAUGGACCCUUUUCAUUCAUAGUUCUAUUACUUAUAUUUAUUGCUACAACGCUUUAA
Molecule: messenger RNA, 519 nt
Organism: Plasmodium gallinaceum
Lineage: Eukaryota; Apicomplexa; Aconoidasida; Haemosporida; Plasmodiidae
Product: conserved Plasmodium protein, unknown function
Exons: 9
Coding region: 1-519 (172 amino acids)
Source: RefSeq, a predicted model, not a curated record